AUGGGAAAGAGGAAGUCGAGGACGUCGAAGCUGAUGGCGGAGCCCAAGAAGGCGCCGAAGCUGGACACGGACUUCACCUGCCCCUUCUGCAACCACCCGGGCGCCGUCCAGUGCAACAUCUUCCUCAGGGCACGCCGUCCGUUCGCCGCGGCGUUGUGCAGCGUCUGCAAAGAGACCUACCCACCAAGGCCAACGCACUGA
Messenger RNA from Miscanthus lutarioriparius, 201 nucleotides. NCBI's taxonomy places the organism in Eukaryota, Viridiplantae, Streptophyta, Magnoliopsida, Poales, Poaceae. The record is from the annotation of a GenBank genome assembly.